UGUUCGUAAAGAAGUGAAAUUGAAGAGCAGCAUGAAAGAAGCAGCAGCAAUACCAUAUAAUCUCAGAUGUCAUGGUCGUGUAGUCGGCCAGCGCUAUUUGAGGCCCAGACAAGUCCAGCUUCAUCAUACCUCCAACAAACCACUCUCAGUCAAUCAUAGCUCCAAGAAACGUCGCCCCACACGCAGACAAAAGCCUUAUGAUCCCCCUUUACCUGAAUGUGAUAAAGACGAAGAGCUCUCUUUACCUGAAGGUGGUAAAGACGAAAAUGCCCCUUUACCUGAAGCUGGUAACGAUGAAAAAAAGGAAAGGAACAUGUUUGUUCUAGGCGCUAAGAGAGGCACUGAACCUGUAGAAGUAUAUCGCAAGAAAGCGAGAAGGUACUUUAUGGAGACUAUGUUUCCUUAUCCAUUAGCUGCAAUGAAACACUACAACUAUGGACUAAAAGAGGAAGAGCAAUACGAGGUUACUGAUUAUCAUGAUAAGCUGUGCCGUUAUUUCGGAAAACUUGGCUAUAUACGGCUUAUGCACUUUAUAGCUGAGCCUAAAUAUACUAAAAACAUGCCCAAUGCAUCAGAGGAUACCACUAAGCACUUUUAUGCCAGGAUGCAUCAAAUGCCUAAUCGUGAAACUCAUGUGGAUUACUGUAAACUGUAUGAAGGACCCCCACAACCUGGUCUCCAUGCUAGCCAAGAAGUCAUUCCCUUGUGCUGUGAAACUUGUGGUCUUAAGGAUCUGAAAGCCCUUGAGUCAAAAUCAUUGGAAUUGAGUGCUGAAGGUGAAGGAGGAGAGGAGGAGUAUUGGAAUGGUUAUCACACUUCCACUCCUCCAAAAAUUAUUGUGGCACGCAGAGAUCCAGAGGUCAUAGCAAAACAUGCUGCCAGGAGAAAGAAAAAACCUUGAAUGGAUCUUACAAGAAUUGAACAACUUAUGUCCAAUCUGUUCCUUUGGCAAGAUUUCCUUGUUAACCAAUGUUGUUUGUGGAGAAUACUGUCUAACUUGAUUACAUUUAUAUAAACUGUGGUUUUGAUGAUGCAGGGUUGCUGAUUGGCAAGUUUCUUGUUCUUUUGAUGGAUAUAUAAUUCUAUAUGGUAUACAACUGAUUCAUUUCUUUUUGAGACACUUUGUGGAGACACCCUUUUCUUGUCUCCAAAAAAUGUUGUACAUAAGUUGAUAGACUUGGAAGAAAGUUGUGUAACAUUGUUACAUCAUAAGGGAAAUAGGGUCCUUCUUUUUACUUUUGGGAGAGUAAAAGAAAAAAGAAAAAAGAAAGGGGAGGAUUGUACUUAUUUUUAUGUGUUUGCCAAAUUUGAACAA
Arachis stenosperma is the source of this 1315-nucleotide messenger RNA. RefSeq lists its product as uncharacterized. The record is from RefSeq and is a predicted model, not a curated record. The transcript is spliced from 9 exons. Bases 32 to 901 code for a protein of 289 amino acids. NCBI's taxonomy places the organism in Eukaryota, Viridiplantae, Streptophyta, Magnoliopsida, Fabales, Fabaceae.